GAUCCACCAAGCUCAGCCCACAUUUUGACAGGCUUGCAAGACAAUCCUUGGGUGUGUGACUGCAGUCUGUAUGAAAUGGUCCAUUUCCUGAAUUUCCAGUCUCCUAACAUAGCAUUCAUUGAGCCCAGGCUAAAAUGCUUCACCCCCCGGAGCCUUGCAGGAGUCUUCUUCAGCCAAGUUGAGCUAAGGAAGUGCCAAAGCCCUGUUGUACAUACAUCCGUAGCCAAAGUAAAGACCAUCCUGGGCAGCACUGUGCUCCUGCGAUGUGGGACAACGGGGGUGCCCAUUCCUGAGCUCAGCUGGAGAAGGGCUGACGGUGCUCAGCUGAAUGGCACAGUUCACCAAGAGAUUUCCAGCGAUGGGAUGAGCUGGUCUAUUCUGGGCCUGCCUGUAGUCUCUUAUCUCGACUCUGGAGAGUACAUCUGUAAAGCAAAGAAUUUUCUGGGGGCAACGGAGGCAUUCAUAUCUCUCAUCAUCACAGACUCAGAAAGCACGGAUGACCCCAACUCUAACGCCAAAGGCAUAUGGAGUGGGAAGGCGAACGGGAUGGAGGCAGCUGCCUACAAUGACAAGCUAGUGGCAAGGUACGUCAUCACCACCUCCACCAUGCCUACCGUGGGGGCUGGAGUGGGCAUCGGAGAGGGCCUCCUCCUCCCAGAUGUGGCACAAGAUAGCAACCCCAGAAACUUGCUGGUGAGCCCAGCUACCAGUCAGCAGGAGCCAGAGCGAGUCGUGAGGUCUGUCAGGGUGAUAGGAGACACCGACCAGAGUAUCACCCUGGCCUGGAAGGCACCUCUGGCAAAGAACACGACAGUGUUCAGUGUCCUCUAUGCCGUCUUUGGAGAGAGAGACAUGCGGCGGAUCAACGUGGAGCCAGGGAAGACCAAGGUCACCAUUUAUGGGCUGCUGCCAAAGACCAAAUACAUCGUGUGUGUCUGUGUGAAAGGGCUGAUCCCUAGGAAGGAGCAAUGCAUCAUAUUUUCCACAGAUGAAGUUGCCAGCGCUGGAGGGACCCAGAAGCUCAUCAAUGUGGUUGUCAUCAGUGUGGCCUGUGUCAUUGCUGUUCCUCUGACGCUGGUGGUCUGCUGUGGAGCACUGAAAAGGCGCUGCAAAAAAUGCUUUGUGCGGAAACCCAAGGAGAUUCAGGAGUCCUAUGUCACCUUUGAAAGCCUGUCUCCUGGGGCCAAGGCAAAAGGCGUGGAAGGAGAAUACUUGACUAGACAUACCCCCGAUGAGUCAAACAGGCUGCUGUCUGCCCGAUCCAGUGUGGACUCAGAAGCAAUACCAAAGAUAGAGGGGCAACCUAACGAAUAUUUUUGCUGA
Messenger RNA from Opisthocomus hoazin, 1323 nucleotides. NCBI's taxonomy places the organism in Eukaryota, Metazoa, Chordata, Aves, Opisthocomiformes, Opisthocomidae. The record is from RefSeq and is a predicted model, not a curated record.